CUUGACAGCCUGCCACUUCUCCGCCACCUUUUUCUUCUCAAACCUCCUGAGGCUGCAGCGUGCUUGUUCCUUUCGUUUUCGUCUCCACUGACUUGGAAUAGUCCGGUGGCACAGAUUGUGGCUGCGAUUUCUGACAAAAAGGACAUUGCUGUGGCUGGUGUACCUCCCAACCUCAGGCCUAGAACCACAAUCAGCUAAACGGAUCCACGGUCACUGAAAGUCAAGGCGCGACUGCAAGCUCACUUUGCGCGCAAACAUUAACCGCUUCUUUCACUCUUUUCUUCCAUUGAUCUAACUCCCUCUCCUCAUCACAAAGAACCUACAACAUGUCAGACAUAGAAGACCCAAUUGACUCAAUCGACGAGGGCGGCGACGACCUCUUCGGUGAUGAUGGUGACGAUGAUAUUGUGCCCACCAAGGAGCCUGUCCAUGAGAAUGAUGAACUUGCAUCAGAUCCAGAAGGCGAUAGCUACGCGCGGUAUCGCAACGACGACGACGACCAGGCUCAAGUCCAGACAAAAGAACGAGCUAUCCAAAACGUCGAGACCUAUCGACAUCGAAUUCCUAAGCCUAAAGAUGGCGCGCUUCGAAUCCUACGGAUCCCCAAGUUCAUGAAGAUAAUGCCUGAAGUGUACGAUCCCGAGACGUUCGAGCCAACAGAAUUCGACCUGGUAAACGCUAAAGCUGAACAUCCUAAGCACGUCGCUCGAGUACGAAAAGAUCACAGUACCGGCGAGUUCAAGAGUAACACGAACAUCUUUCACUGGAGUGACGGAUCAGUGACAAUUUCCGUUGGCGGAGAGCACUAUGAGAUUCAGAGAAAGGCGCUCGCCCCACCGCCAGACAAGCCCUACAACGAGGUCAACGAUGGUCACUACUAUGCAGCUGCCGCCGAGUUACACAGUAACAUCCUCAUGACGGUUGGACAUAUCACAGAGCAAUACAAUGUUCGACCCAACAAAUCUGUUGGAGACGACGCGCUGACUCUCCUUGCUGAGAGGAUGGCUGUUGCUAGUAAGCCUGCGAAUGCAUCUGACAUGAUCAUCCAAACUACUGUCGAUCCCGAACUCCAGAAAAAGCAGGCCGAAUUGGCCGAGAAGGAGAGAAUGAAGGCACAGAGGCGACGCGAGAAUGCUGCUGCCAAGAUGGACGGUGGGUAUGGCCGAUCACGAGGAGGAUUGUCUAUUGGGGACCUUGAAGGUGGGCGUCGAGGCGCCGGAGGCUCUCGCAAGCGCGGCGCGCCUGGUUCAGGCAAGCCUAGAAGGCGAAGAGAUGAGGAGUCAGACGAGGAACUUGAGCAUGCUGUUGGUCGACAUGAAGGCUACUCCCUCGACGAUGGCUUCAUCGUCAAUAGUGACGACGAAGAAGUGGAAAGCGGAGGCGAUGAUGACGACGAAGAUGAGUUUCCCGAUGACGACGAAGAGGAGAAGCCUCGUUCCAAACGGCAGAGGACAAGGGAUCGCAGUGAGGACGAAGAUGAUCUCAGCGAAGUCGAACAAGUGGCAGGAAGAUCCCGCCGGAGAAAUGUCAUUGAUGAUGAUGACGACUAGAACGGACGUCUUUGGAGUCUCAGAGCCAAUAGGGUGAUACGUGCAUGGUGAGCAAAGGGAGGUUAUUGCUGUGUAAUAUGAUUAUAACAAAUAUCAAACUGUCUUCGACAGAGUACCACAAAAAUUGGUAGUUUUUGUAUGGUAUUUUUCUAAUUUUAGACUUUUAGGAGCAAUAUAGCAAAGCUGCAUCUUCAAUGAACCUUGCCUUAUGUGACUCUCCUUCGCCAAUACAAUAAACCGUAGCAUAA
This is a messenger RNA of Fusarium redolens, 1798 nucleotides long. RefSeq names its product Leo1-like protein-domain-containing protein. NCBI's taxonomy places the organism in Eukaryota, Fungi, Ascomycota, Sordariomycetes, Hypocreales, Nectriaceae. Gene Ontology annotation, biological process: positive regulation of transcription elongation by RNA polymerase II; transcription elongation by RNA polymerase II. The transcript has 2 exons. The record is from RefSeq and is a predicted model, not a curated record. Gene Ontology annotation, molecular function: RNA polymerase II C-terminal domain phosphoserine binding. Gene Ontology annotation, cellular component: Cdc73/Paf1 complex; nucleus. The coding region runs from base 327 to 1550 and encodes 407 amino acids.